AUGGCCGGAGCCCUCCUCCCGGCGGCGGAGAUGACGGCGAGUGGCCGCCCCGUAUUAAAACCCGGAGAGGUGGAGUGCUCCCUCCUCUCCGCCGUUGACCUCCUAUCGGAAGACUCCCCCACCUUCCCAAACCUCAAAUCCGGCAUCCUCAUCCUCACCACGCACCGCCUCCUCUGGCUUCCACCGGAAGCCGCCCCCAACGGCCCAACAAGCCGCCCCUGUUUUAUCCCUCUCUCAGCAGUCCAACACAUCUUCUCCACCAAAAAGUCGAUCAAAUCCAUGUUCCACAGCCCUAGGAUUCGUUUCCAGGUUUUCGCCACGGCCGAGGGGGCCAUCUCGGAGAACGGUGGCCUGAAAUCUCUGGCGGUCACUUUGAUAGUGAGAGGGAAAACUGACCCAGAUACAUUUUUGGCGAAAUUUUGGGAAGCUUGGAGAGGAAGGGCCUGGGAGGCACAGGAGAAGUCAGAGUCCGGCGAGGGGUCGGCUUCGGGAUUGUUGGCUAUCCGAGCGCCGGUGGUUGGUGUUGCUGGUAUAUUGAGGAAAGAGCAGGAGCUGUGGGAGAGUACUGACAAGAACUUGCAGGAUGCUUUUCAGGAUUUGAAUGCUCUCAUGGUCUCAAGUUCAGAAUUUAACACAGUUUUAGAAUUUACCUUCGUGUGGAUUGUGCUUGUGAAGACAUUCCUUUUUAUGCAUAAAACUGUUCAAAGUAAAGCAAAGGAGAUGGUGAUGCUGGCCGAGAAGAUGAGAUUAAAGCUUCUCUCAGGAUCUAAUAAUCAAACUAGUGGACCCAAUGAUGAUGAGAUGGGUUCUAAGGAAGAGAUGCAAGAUUGGUUAUUGAGUGUUGGUAUUGUAUCUCCUGUUACAAAGGAGUCAGCUGGUGCUUUGUAUCAUCAACAGCUAUCUCGUCAGUUGUCCAUUGCAAAUGGAGCUGGAAGAGUCAUUGUUGACAAUUCUCCUGGCAUAGUGCUAAUAAUGGACUAUAUCAAAAUGGCUCAAUUAAAUUCUAGUGCUUCUUCUAUUAGUGAAGUUUCUAGAAAAAAAAAAUAUAUCAAACGACGCAAUGCACCUUGGGUCGCUACGGAAACAGCCUCCUUGUAUAAUUACAAGGGUAAGUUGGCAGAUUUUGUCAAGAUACCCUUAGAGAGGGCUGGAGGAAUGAUUAAUCUGAUAGAUGUUUAUUGUCUCUUCAAUCGAGCCCGUGGCACAGAAUUGAUCUCUCCUGAUGAUUUACUGCAAGCAUGUUCUCUCUGGGAAAAGUUUGAUGUGUCGGUUAUGCUACGGAAAUUUGACAGUGGUGUCAUGGUGAUCCAGAGCAAAACCCACAGUGAUGAAGAGGUAUUUGCCAGGAUUAGGUCUUUGAUUAUGAAGCCUGAGGCCUUACGAGCUGGCAUCAGUGCCUCUGAUGCUGCUAUGACUCUUGGUGUUGCUCCAGCUAUGGCUAAGGAGUAUCUGCUUGCUGCUGAAGGAAAAGGCAUACUAUCUACUCCCAGAUUGCUAUGUAGAGAUGUCAGUCCAGAUGGCUUUCGUUUCUACAUCAAUUUAUUUCUGGAACUUUACCCAGAAAAUCUAUACAUGUAAGUGGAAGAAAAUGUGGCCAACCAUCGCUAUUUUUGCUGCAUGUUAUGUGUUAGUCGUAUACUCAGUAUGGGAUGGAAGACCAAAAUCAAUUCCAUUUUUCACUGUCUUCUGUAAAAUUUUGACUCAAAUGAAAAAGAAAAAAUAAAAAAUUGUAGGCACUUGCAUUAGUUAUUAACCUACGGCCUUUGGAGAUACUUACAAUUCUAAUGUUCGUCAAGAAUUGGUGGAUAGAGGAAAUGCUAUUCAUCAGCACAGGUUAUCCCGUGAUCUAAAAUUGUUUGCGUGCAGACCUUAGCAUGUGUCUCAAUGAUAUGAAAUUCAUGUGACAAGUGGUAUAGAUUUACCUUACAGUAAGAUAUAUACUAAUGCUUGUUUGAAAUAAAUUUCACUCAUUCUAGUGAAAUUUGAAUAGAAUAGAGGUUCUUUGUUAUUCAUUUAAUCUCAUACAAGCGAAGGUACAGUACCAGAUUAUCUGAUCCCAUUUCUAGAUUGGCUGACCGGAUUCUUUUGUUUUUAUUUAUUUUUCUUUACCAUUCUAUGUACUUUCCUUUUCGGCGCAGGGUGAAAGAUCACAGUCGAUAUAGCACCUGGAUUGGGGCCGUGUUAUCCAGAUGAAAAUUGUGCAUCAAAUAGAGAAUUUUUGCAUUUGCUUCAUCCAGGGCAAACAGAAAAGAACAAUGUAUUGAAUUGGAGUAGCUACCCGAACUGGAUAAAAUAGUACUAUAAUAACUGGGGCUCGGACACCAUAGUUUCUUCUACAAAAAUUGUCCAAGAUUAUGACAAGGCAAAGUGAUGGCCAGACACAACAACACUUCCUUCACGGUGGAUUUUAUCAUUCAAAGACGAGUUAAAUUGUACGGAGUAUACGUUAAAAUGGUUUAAGGGCUUUCGGAUAUUUUGCCUCUAGUAUUCUUCUUCCCCUUCUUCUUCUUCAUGGGAGUGCAAAUGGGAAAUUUUUCUGCAGUCAUGUGUAUAAGUAAAAUAUUGAUAAGUGAAAUAAUUAAAACGUAUGGCAAUAUAUGG
Molecule: messenger RNA, 2601 nt
Organism: Striga asiatica
Lineage: Eukaryota; Viridiplantae; Streptophyta; Magnoliopsida; Lamiales; Orobanchaceae
Source: the annotation of a GenBank genome assembly